Ambispora gerdemannii is the source of this 621-nucleotide messenger RNA. The record is from the annotation of a GenBank genome assembly. Lineage: Eukaryota; Fungi; Glomeromycota; Glomeromycetes; Archaeosporales; Ambisporaceae.
AUGCUUGUUAGCCCCGUUUGCUUACCACCAGUUUCCGUUGGUAACCCAAAUUUCGUCACAUCAAAAGUGACAACAACUUUGCUCAGCAAACCAACAACACCAACAAAUACCCCAAUAAUAUCAAUAAUGGUGUCUGAAUCGCCCCAAGCUUCUUCCCCUUCCCAGUUUUCUUCAAAACCGCUCAAAGUUCUUAUAGUUGAUGAUAAUGAUAUAAAUCUGAAAAUAUUAACAAAGAUAUUAGCUAAGCAUUUUGGUCACUUGAUACAAGCCACUUCGACGUUGAGCAGCGGUGUAUCGGCAUUAGACUCGCUAGCGAAAGAUGAAUACGAUUUGAUAUUGAUUGACAUUGAGAUGCCAGUAUUAAGUGGUGUUGAGACGACAAUAGAGAUUCGUCGUGUUGAUAGUAAAUAUAAAAUUUUAGAGAGUAAUCGAAAAAUACCAAUCAUCGCCGUCACAACAAAUACUCUCGAGGAUGAACGCAAAAAGUAUACAGAGGCUGGUAUGAAUGGAUGUGUCGCAAAACCGAUCGACUUAGACGAGUUAAAGACGGUAAUAGAGAAAGCGAUCGGUGAAGGAAUAGAGAUCAAGAAACCAGAAUUAUUAGUCGCCACCACUUCAUGA